ACAUAGAUGUUAUAUUAGAUAUUGUUGGAUCAUAUGUCUGUCUUCACGUAGAUUGUUCAUCAUACAUUACAAAAACGUAAUUCUAAAGUCAUAUUAUUUUUCAGUGUACAAUUCUUUAUAUUCUAUGACAAUUCAUUUGAGUUUCAGUGACAAUCCAAAGUCCACCUUAUAUCCACUAUAAGAGUCACGAGUUACAAAUUUGAGAAAGAAGAAGAAAAUCCCUGCAAAAUGGGCCAGAAAUCUUCUUCUGUGGACUUUUUAGAAAUGUUUUUCUGGUCAGUAGUGGGUGGACUAUUACUUUUCCACUUGUUCAAAAAACUGCUCUUGUUCCAAAGAAUGCCACCAGGUCCUUAUGGAUUCCCAGUUAUUGGUAGACUUAUCCACUUAUUGAAAACCGAUUCUAUCGAUGAAUUUAAAAAGUACAAGAAACAAUACGGUGAUAUUUUUUCUUUUUCUUGUGGAGAUCAUUACGUAAUUGUCAUAAAUGGUUACAAAAAUAUUCAAGAAGUCUCCAAAAGAGAAGAUCUUUCAGGCAGGCCAGAUUUUCAUGUGUGGGACAUUAGAAAUUUCGGCAAGCGAAACCGAGGAAUUUUGUUUUGCCAAACCAAACUUCAAGCCGAAAUCGACAACGUUAUUGGAAAUCGACCCGCACAUAGAGAUGAUAAGCCAAAGUCAGUUAACAUAUCUUUUUACCAUUUAACUUUUUGUGUCCUCCUUAAUUCCAAUGUCAGUCUACCACAAGGCCUUGAAAGAUACAGAGUUGCAUGGCCAUUUGAUUCCAAAGGGGGCUGUCCUCUUUCUCAAUAUAAACGAUGCCCAUCACGAUCCUCAAGUUUGGGGCGACCCAGAAACUUUCAGGCCUGAAAGAUUUUUAGAUUCUUCUGGAGCCAAAAUUGUUAAGCAUGAAGCUCUCAUGCCAUUUGGCGCAGGGACAUGACAAUGUUUGGGAGAACCUUUAGCUCGCGACACGCUGUUUAUCGUUUUGUCAGGAUUGCUGCAACAUUUUAAUUUCGAAAUUGAUCCAGCCAUGGCAAAUAACGUUAAUAUCAAAGGAACUCCUA
Folsomia candida is the source of this 1061-nucleotide messenger RNA. RefSeq names its product cytochrome P450 2D3. Gene Ontology annotation, molecular function: monooxygenase activity; oxidoreductase activity, acting on paired donors, with incorporation or reduction of molecular oxygen; heme binding. The record is from RefSeq and is a predicted model, not a curated record. Lineage: Eukaryota; Metazoa; Arthropoda; Collembola; Entomobryomorpha; Isotomidae. The coding region runs from base 229 to 864 and encodes 211 amino acids. The transcript has 6 exons.